CUAUUUGUCAUCCCAUUUAGGCGGACUUUGAAGGCAAAUCCCGCUAUCAACUACACAUAGACAGAGGAGUGUGUGUGAUAGAGAGAGACAGACAGACAGCAAGAGCGAGUGAGAGAACGAAACGCGAAGCAUAAGAAUGUACGCUGGAGCAUAUGCACCCAACGCCGGCGGCGUGCAACAACAGCACACGGGCGGCUAUUAUGGCAACGGUGGUGGCGGCGCAGCUGCUGGCGGCGGCAAUGGACCACGUCACGAACGUCCCUAUUAUCCGCGCAACAAUUUCGCCGGCGCCGCUGGGAAUGCGGCCUCAUUGAAUGGCGCUGGCGGCGGUGCCGCUGCCGCUGCAGCCGCUGGUGGCAUGCACUUUGGCCAGCCAUACGGUGUGAUGACCUACGGCAUACAGAACAGCAUCAGCAUGGGCGCUGGCGGUAAUCCGUAUCGUGGCGGUGGCGGCGCCAAUGCUGCCAUGCAAAACGGCGCCUUUGCUGGCGCCAAUGGCAUCGCCUUCCAGGGUGGACCCCGGGCCAAGAAUCCCAAUUACGCUCAACGCUAUCAGAAGCCACACAAUGGCAUGGGCAACGGCGGCGGUGGCUAUCAAGGCGGUGGCAGUGCCAACUACAAUGCGGCCGCAUUGGGCAUGCUCUCCAAAGAGGAACGCGCCGAAUUGCAACGCGAGAAGGCCAAGAAUCCGGGACGCAAUCUGGUCAAGCCGCAUUGGGAGAACUUGCCGCCAUUCCAAAAGGAUUUCUACAUUAUGCAUCCCAAUAUGCAGAAUCGCAGCGAACAGGCUGUCGCCGAGAUGCGCCACGAACUCGAGAUUACGGUGUCGGGCAACGAGCUGCCACAUCCGGUGGCCAAUUUCGAGGAAUGCUCGUUGCCGCCGCACAUCAUCGACGAGAUGAAGCGUCAGGGUUUCACCAAACCCACCGCCAUCCAAUCCCAGGGCUGGCCAAUUGCGUUGAGCGGACGCGAUCUUGUGGGCAUCGCCCAAACCGGAUCGGGCAAGACAUUGGCCUACAUGCUGCCCGCCAUUGUGCACAUUGGCAACCAGCCGCCGAUAAUGCGCGGCGAUGGACCCAUCGCCUUGGUGUUGGCGCCCACACGUGAGCUGGCCCAACAGAUUCAGUCGGUGGUGCGGGAUUAUGGGCAUUUGUGCAAGCCCGAGAUACGUCACACUUGCAUCUUUGGCGGGUCAUCGAAGGUGCCGCAAGCACGCGACUUGGAGCGUGGCGUCGAGGUCAUAAUUGCCACACCGGGACGUCUGAUUGAUUUCCUCGAGAAUCGCAAUACGAAUUUGCAGCGUUGCACAUAUCUCGUCUUGGAUGAGGCCGAUCGCAUGCUCGACAUGGGCUUUGAGCCGCAAAUACGCAAGAUUAUCGAACAGAUUCGUCCGGAUCGUCAGGUUGUCAUGUGGUCGGCCACAUGGCCCAAGGAGGUGCAGGCACUGGCUGGCGAUUUCCUCAACGAUUACAUACAGAUCAACAUUGGCUCGAUGAAUCUGUCGGCCAAUCACAAUAUCCGACAGAUUGUCGAGAUUUGCAAUGAGAACGAGAAGCCGCAGCGCAUGGUGCGAUUGCUCAAGGAGAUUGCGCCGACCACGAACAAUGCGGCCAACAAUGGCAACAAAAUUAUCAUAUUUGUGGAAACCAAAAUUAAGGUGGAGGACAUCCUGCAGAUAAUUCGCAGCGAGGGCUACACAGCCACCUCCAUACACGGCGACAAGUCGCAGAGUGAACGCGAUUCGGUGCUGAAGGAUUUCCGGAAUGGUAAAUCAAACAUUUUGAUUGCCACCGAUGUGGCAUCGCGUGGCCUCGAUGUGGAGGAUCUGCAGUAUGUGAUUAACUACGAUUAUCCAAAUUCAUCCGAGAACUAUGUGCAUCGCAUUGGACGCACCGGACGCUGCCAGCAACUGGGCACCGCCUACACAUUCUUCACCCCCGACAAUGCCAAGCAGGCCCGUGAAUUGAUCUCCGUGCUCGAGGAGGCUGGCCAGACGCCAUCGCAGGCGCUGCUCGAUUUGGCCCGUGCCAUGCCCAAUUCGGCGAACUAUCGCGGCAACAAGCGUUGGAAUAACAAUGGCGGCAACGGUGGCGGCAAUGCCUCCGGUGUCUAUCAGCAGCGCAGCAAUCCGCUCAACUAUCAGGCCGGCGGCAAUGGCAAUGUUGGCGGCAACAAUGGCUACAACAAUCGCGCCAACUAUCAGCAGCAAUACGCUGCUGGCGGCAACAGUUAUCAGCCCAAUGGCGGCGCCGGCGGCGGCGGUGUUGGCAAUUGGAAUCGUGGCGGCGGCGCUGGCGCUGCACUCAAUCAACAAACGGGUCCCGAUGGCGGCAAUCGCAACGGCAAUGCCACCUAUCGCCCUCGGGCUCCCUUCAACAAUGGCGGACCACGUGCCAUCAUGGGACACAAUGGCGCAGGCGGCGCUGCUGGCGGUGCGGCUGGUGCCCACAAUGCUGGGCAACCGCAUUUGGGUCAACAGGGCGGCGCAUUCAUGCAACCGAACUAUCGUGGACGGCAAUUUGUGCCACCGAAUGCAGCAGCCGCUGGCAGUGGAAUGCCACGUUUCCAGCAGUAUCCCAAGCGUGACUAUCAACAGCAGCAGCAGCAGCAACAACAGCAGCAGCAACAGCCACAACAGCAGCAACAACAGCCGCCGCAACACUACACACAACAGCAGCAGCAGCAACAACAGCAGCAGCAGCAGCAACAGAAGCCAAAGCAUGCGAUGGUGGGCGAUGAUAAGACUUUCAAAGAGUAUGCACCGACUGUGGUCAGCACACCGCUUGUCCACUACACGCCAGCCAAUUCGCCACCGAUUGCCGCCGUCGCGGCAGCCGCAGCUGUGGCUGGCGGUGCUGGUCGGGCACCGGUUGCCGCCGCACCAGGUGCUGCCUAUAUGUAUGAUGCGGCCGGUGUGUUGACCACAACGGCGGCACCCGGCACCAAUCCGUAUGCCAGCCAAUUCAAUAUGCCGCCCGCCUAUUAUGCGGCUCAGCAUCAUCAAUUUGCACCCGCUGUGGCUGGUCCUGGACCCGGUGCUGCCAUCGAGCAGGCAGGACAGCAUUAAGUGCUGCAAAGAAAGAGAGGAACUUACUGCAACCAACUAUACUAAACAACAACAAACAACAGCAAAGAGAAGCAAGCACUACUCCACCCAGACAAAAACACACAAGAAAACCAUACACACACAAACAUUUUGACACGAAUGAAAUGUAGUAAACAUUGAAUCAAACGAGUUUACACAUUUGCCGCAUACGCUAAACAAACAAAAGAAAUCGAACACAAAAAUAACAAAAAUGAAACCCUGCAAUUUGUCUAUUAAACCAAUGAAUGCCAGGUGUAUGGGGUAAAUGAUGUAAGCUAGUGUGAUUCUUGGUCGAUCGGAUCCGGAUUCCAACAUCAAACAACAACAACAACAAUCAGAGCGUCUCAACAAGAACAGAACAACGCAACAACAAAUGGCAACUAUUAACGAUGAUAAAAACAAAUGAAAGAUUGAGAAAAAAAAGAGAACAUUUUUUGCACAAGUUUAACUCCGUUUUUAUUUAUAUCUCGAUGUGGAUAUAUGCACGCAUAGUUUCUCAUUUAUAUCUAUGAUUUUUCUGCUACACAAAACACACACACACAUAUACCAACACACAUUAUGCACUCAUAUAUUAUUAACACAUGGACAAAUUUGAGUUAUGCGCUUGGCGGCUGCAGCAGCAACAACAACAAAAACAAAACGGCAAUUUAACAACAAAUCGUUAGGGAAAAAAUCGAUUCCCGACAACUGCAGUCGACAACAAACACAACAACAUCUCGCUGGGUAAAUGAAACAACAUGAAAACAACAAGAACAACAACAACCACUACGACUAUAACUAGCAACAGGCAACAUCAACUAACUACAGUUACACAUUAUUAACUAAUAUAUAUAUAUAUAUAUAUAUCUACAUAGUUGUUAAGCAUUCUUUAGCGCGAACAGAAAUCGCAUGUUCUUCGAAUGUUUACAACUUAGUUCUUCUUAGUUUCUAAUCGAUUCAAUAUUAUUUUUUUUCGAGUGCUAAAUAUUAUCUUAAUAUAAACACAAACACACACGCAGAGGCACACACACUGAUCCUAUAGAUAUUUCGAGACAAUUUUGUUAAAAUUACGUUUAAGUGCUAUACAAACACACACCGUACACACUGCGUAUACAUAAUAAUAACAAAGCAACAACUACGAAAUCAAAUAUAUUCAGCAAUUUGUUAAACACACAUCUACACACAGAGUCCCACAAACACACACAUAUACACACACACACACACACGUACAAAAUUGUAAGAAAAAUGAGAAAAGAAAUUUUGUAAAACCUUUUCACUAACUUGGUUGGUAUGAAAUUAACGGUUUGCUUGUAUAAUAUAUUCAACAAAUUAUAAACGUGAACAAACAAUUCCAUAAUAACAAAACUAAACUAAAUAAUAUUUAUAAACUGAAUAAUAUACAAAAACACGCACACACACACAAAUACACAGACACACACACACAAUCAUACACUGAGAGAAAAAUGCAGCUAAUCGUGAAAGUGAACAAAAAUUGCUAAAUACCAAAACGAACUGAAAAACAAAAUCAAGUUGAAGUAAAACUGCAAACACUAAACACUAAAAAAAAAACACACAAAACAAAAAUAUUUAGAAAUUUGUAAACUUCAAAAAAUGAAAAGUAUCAUCGCCCCUCCCUCCUUCAGCGGGGUGUGGGGGGUUAUGAAAACAAAAAGCAGCGCUGCUUUGGUAGAAGUAUGUAAAAACGAAUCUGAAGAAAACCAUGAAAUAUGUAUUGGAACAAAACAAACGAAACACUUUAAAGUUCGAGUAAUAUAUAUAUAUAUCGUAUAUAUAGUUUAUUAUCAUUAUUUUUGUUUGUUUUUUUUUUUUUUAUAUAAUUUUCUUAUCUUGCAUAUCUUGAAGUUGAAACGCAAUCUAAUUUAUUUAUCUAUAUGUCUAUUCAAAAACAUAUAAAUAUAUAAUUAUGUGCAUUUUUUUUUUUUUUUUUUGAGUAGCUAAUUUCCUGUAGGCUUUAAUGGAAACUCUAAUAAGUACAUGCAAAACAUUUUUGAUCUAUGUAUAACUCUUUGAUAUAUAAUUCACAUUCGCAAAACAGAAAAAAAAAACAAAAACAUGAUGUAUUUUUCAAAAGUGCAAAUACUGGAAAAAAUCAAAUUUAACACAAAUUUAAUUUAACGAAAAUUAAAAGAAGUAAAACGGAAGAACAAAAAAAAAAAGAAAAAA
This is a messenger RNA of Drosophila albomicans, 5248 nucleotides long. RefSeq lists its product as uncharacterized. Bases 137 to 3067 code for a protein of 976 amino acids. Gene Ontology annotation, cellular component: nucleus; ribonucleoprotein complex; cytoplasm. Gene Ontology annotation, molecular function: RNA binding; RNA helicase activity; ATP binding. The transcript has 3 exons. The record is from RefSeq and is a predicted model, not a curated record. Lineage: Eukaryota; Metazoa; Arthropoda; Insecta; Diptera; Drosophilidae.